This is a messenger RNA of Amphimedon queenslandica, 2126 nucleotides long. RefSeq names its product ankyrin-3-like. The transcript has 21 exons. Lineage: Eukaryota; Metazoa; Porifera; Demospongiae; Haplosclerida; Niphatidae. Bases 162 to 2126 code for a protein of 654 amino acids. The record is from RefSeq and is a predicted model, not a curated record. Gene Ontology annotation, molecular function: protein binding.
UCUUUCCUAAAAUCCUGCCUACGCCCCUGUUUGGUGCCACAGUUUGUAAUUGUUACUGAAGCUGCAUCCCGGGAUUUUUAUUGGGUUUUAGAUGGUUUUGGCAACUUUUGGAUGCUGCUAGUCUCGGCCCAGCCCCUGCUGAAAAAAAAAAAGCUGGUGCAAUGGCAGAAUUAGCUCCUAAAGACAUACUGUUACAAUCAGCAGAAGAUGGGGAUCAGAAGCGUGUAUUGAAUGCCCUUAAAGCUAAUGCUGAUAUCAAAUGUAUCAAUGAAAGUAAUGAGACACCUUUACAUUUAGCAGCAAAGAAAGGACAUCUUGAAAUAGUUGAAAUUUUACUAGCUAAAGGUGCCAAUGCUACAUACAGUUCUACUGACAAGAACAAAUGGAGUCCACUUGAUGUUGCAGUCAAAGAAGGUCAUGAAAAAAUAGCUAAACUAUUAGUUGAAAAAGGAUGCCCUGUGACAAAUACUGCAAUGAAAUUUGCUACUCAAGCUGGUCUAAUUUCUACUAUUAAAUUUGUGAUUGAGAACAAUGAUAUUGACCUAGCUGAAUGUGUUGAUGAGAAUGAUGGGCGGACACUCUUACACCAUGCAGCAGAAUAUGGGUACACAGAUGUUGUUGAGCUGUUUCUUAAUGGAAAAAGAAGAGUUGAUACCAACUGCAAAGACUUUUUCCGAACAAGACCAAUUCAUUUAGCAGUUCAAAAAGGCAAUAUUACUAUUAUUCAGAUGCUAGUCGAUCAUAAUGCUGAUGUAAAUUGCAAAGAUUUGGAUGGAAUGACCCCAUUACAUUAUGGUUUUAAAACUAAAAAUCAACCUGUUGUUGAACAUUUACUUUAUAAUUGUGAAGCUAAUCCAAAUAUUUGUGAUAAAGACAACAGAAGUAUCCUACACUUUGCUGUAGACACCAUUAAACUGCACAUGUUGGACAAAUCAAUUAGUAUAUUUGAGGUACUUGCAAGAAAAGCUGAUGUCAAUAUUAAAGAUAAGGAUGGAAAUACUCCACUACUAUAUGCAGUUCUUGUAUGUUCUGUGAGACUGGUGACUAUACUGUUGGAGAAUAAAGCUAAUCCUAAUAUCAGGAAUAAUCUAGGACAUACAGCUCUUCAGUAUGCUGUAAGUCAGGAAAAAUUUGAAAUUCUAAUACUUUUACUGGAUUAUAAUGCAGACCUAAAUGCAAGAAUGACAAAAAAAGAAGAACGUUUUAAAAAUGACCCUAUGUCAAGAGUUAAGAUCGAUGAAACAGCUCUGCACUUUAUUAUUAGACUAAAAUUUUCAAGUCACUUUUAUAAGCUCCUUUUAAACAGAGGGGCUGAUCUAAAAAUUUGUGAUGCAGAUGGAUAUACUGCUUUAUACUAUGCAGCUAUGAAUAAAGAUUAUGAUUUGGUAGAAUACCUAAAUGCGAAAGGAGCUGACAUUAAAGUCAAAGAUGUGAAUGGUUUGACACUUUUGCAUCAUGCUGCAAUAAUGAAUAGCUAUAGGCUGACUGAUUUAGUACUUGCAAACAAAAAACUGGAUGUUAAUAUGGCAUGCAAGAAAGGAAACUCAGCAUUGCAUUAUGCAGCAAUGAAUGAAACUGAAGAAGAGGAAGAUGAUGAAUAUUGUAAUGAAAAAAAAUGGAUUUGUUUAUUGCUUAUUAAUAAAGGGGCUCAAAUUAAUUGCAAGAAUGAGCAGAAUGGAAUGACUCCACUAUUGUAUGCAGUAUCAAAAAAGUACACAGAAAUUGCUAAAGUCAUAAUUAAGGCUUCAAAACAGCAAGCUAUUGAAAAAAAUAUUCUUCAAGCGACAAACAAGAGUAAAAUGUCUGCAUUGCAUAUUGCAAUAGCUAAUAAAGAUGAAGAUAUAGUAAAUUUGCUAUUGGCAAGUGACUAUUUUUUAAAUGAACCUGAUGAGAAUGGUAUGACUCCUUUGCACUAUGGUUCAUUUUAUGGUUUUUUACCUGAUUAUUUUCUUCAGCACAAAAAUUUUAGACAUUGUUUGAAUCACCAAAAUGAGAUUACUGGAAAAACAGCAUUACAUUAUGCUGUUGAAGGUAACCAUAAAAAUGAAGUAGUUAUACUGCUUGAUAAAGGAGCAGAUUUAUUCCUUGAAGACAAAGUAAAUACUGUAGCAUUUUUCUUUUAUUAA